Molecule: messenger RNA, 869 nt
Organism: Benincasa hispida (wax gourd)
Lineage: Eukaryota; Viridiplantae; Streptophyta; Magnoliopsida; Cucurbitales; Cucurbitaceae
Gene: MEE60
Product: maternal effect embryo arrest 60
Source: RefSeq, a predicted model, not a curated record
AAGAAGUGCGCAAUUUUCCCUAUCAUCUCUCUUUUUUCAAUCCCUUUACCAAUUGAUUGACUCCAGUCCACUAGACGCUUCAACCCCAUCUCCAUUCCUUUCCUGCCGGAAUCCGCCAUUCCUCCGCCGUCUCCAGAAUGCCGGCCGGCACCAGUAUUCACAUUUCAGCCUUAGACGGCAUCGUAAAUGUCAAUUCCAUGUUCACUCUCGCCGUCUUCUUAGGUCUGGCCUGGAACCCCAACGAUCCGACGAACAACCUCAUCCAAAGCCCUAAUUGUUUAGCUGGCCCUUCCGUCGCCGCGAAUCUGGUUGCCUUCCAUGUCUAUUCCUUCAGCUCCUUCCUCUUCUCCAGCUUAAUCGCCCUCGGUCUCAAGCAAGCCAUUCGGAUCUCCAAAAGCCCUUUCUAUCACCCGACUGAGUUCUUCGUCCGUGUCAACAAAACAGCGGUCCGAGUCGGGAUGCUGGUAUCGGGAAUCGGAUCCGUUUGCGGCUGUGGAUUCCUUAUGAUGGCGCUUAUCAAUGUUGUUCAGAUCAAACUUGGUGUUCUGAGCUGCGGCAGCUCUCAGACUUUCGCGGCGGUGGUUCCGCUGGUGAUCUUGGUUCCGUUUGCACUUGUGAUUUACAUCUGCCUUGUUUCUUACGCUUUCAUCAAUUAGAUAUUGCGUGUUUCUCCGAGUAUAGGACGAUUCUGAAUUUUCAUUUGAGUUAUAUUUUUGUUGCUUGUGGGCUUUCGAGUCAGUACCAUUGUCGGAGGAACUCUAAUUCUAAUUCCAAUUAUACCGAUUUAGUAUGAUUAUCAAUCUUCUCGUUGGUUUCUGUGUUUGGGUAGUUUCAAUCAAUCCAGAUCUUACGUUGUUUCAGACUGGAAA